AUGGCCACUGCCCAACUUCCAGCAGGUAGUGUUCCUCGCGGACUACCUACAAAGGAAGAAAUCCAGGAAUAUGAGAAAAUCUUAAAAAUAAGUGACGACAUCUUUUCUGGGACUCACCCUAGGUUGAAGGUACCCCAGCAGUUCGUGCGAAAGGCCGCGGUCCGAAACAAUCCUGCCCCAAAUCAAGCUCAGGUAAAAUCCGGUGACCAACCGGUGUCUUCUUCUCCCGGGAAGAUUUGCCCCCAGUCCGCGGCUACUACGCCAACGAUACCUCCGGACACGCAAGGAUCCAAUGCCGGCCAUGCGGCCUCUGCUUUGGCUGCGUCCUCGCGCGUCAUGCCCAGACCGACGUCCGAGAUUGACCCGAUCUUUCUGACCAAGUCAGAUGAUCUUGUCAGAGCAGAAUUACAAUUACAGCGGCAGAGAGUGGAACGGUCUUUGCGGGACCAACUGGACCAGAAGAGACAAGAGUCCCGGCAGAAAGCGUCGAUUCAGGACGCGAAGCCUGACUUCGACGUGUCCGAGGUGCUCCAGAAGGCCUUCGAGAUGGUGAAUCCCUCGCCCUCUGUCGAUGCCCCCGGUGCUAGACAAACCAGUGAUUCGUUCGAUGACAACUCGUUCUAUUCGAGCCGGGCCCCUGAUUCUCCGCAGGAAGGGCCAUCCCCAAAACGACCCACACAUCACGAGCUUGCUACUGAAGUCCCAAGAGAACCUUGUUCAGAUGAGUUGCAACGGCUUGAGGCCCUCAACCGACCUGAAUCGGAUCAGGAUAUGCAAGAUACUUACCCCGUUGCAGACGCGCGAUUACCCUACCAGCAUCAGAGGCCGUCACGUUAUGUCGAUACAGAGUAUAUGCCGGGCCCCAGAUACCAGGCGGCCCCGGUCCCGGUGGAUGCUUUCGAAGAACCAGAAUACUCACCACCUGCUCCAGGUGUGGCACCAAUGGAACGGGAAACAGGUCAUGAAUAUCAUCCACGAGGGUAUCCCAGCGGACCGAAGCGACGAGGGCCCCAAGACAACCGAUCGUCCGACCGCGGCCGUUACUCUCGCAGGUCGAUAUCGCCCGGGGACGAUGUAAGGGUUGUUCGAAACCACAUAACGUCACCGGCAGCGCCGCAGCCAUCUAGGGUCUCACCGCUAGCGAUCGCUAAGGUCCCCUCUGUCCAUCAAACCAAAGUUUCCCGUCCCGAGUACGCCCCCGAAGGUCAGGCGAGCCCCGAUGGUCCUGCACCCCAGCCAUUGGCAUCUAGAAAGCGUAGGAGACUACAUGGUGAAAAAGAUAAGACUCGCGUGGUCUCUCAUAGAACGCAGCCUGGUCGGUCUGAUGAGCCUUACAUCAAGGAAGAACCCGUGUCGCCACCACCAUUCGCCGACACACCCCCAUCAUACCGCGGUCGUCAGCCUCAGGAACGGCCUGUGUAUAUUGACAUCGCGUCUCCCCGCUACACUCCGGUGGUGGAGAGACGAGAACCUCCGGUCAGAGAGCCGGCCUAUGAGCUAGAUCCGUACGAGUAUCCUGGUGAAACGACCAUCCCGCGAACUCUGUCACGAGUCAGCGCCAGACGGCCAAUGCGGGAUGAUCAGGACCUGCGGAGGGUCGCAAGCCUCCACCACACUCGGCAACAGGAAUACCCUCGUGAAUACGUCGACCCUACUAGUCCCCGAGGUAUGCGAGCAGCAUCUUAUGCGGUUGUUGAGCGUCCGCAACAGGAACGAGCCAGGUAUUAUGACGAAGUCGCGCCUCCCACGAGACGCUACAUCGCCGCAGGCGAGGCAUCUUCUUCGCCGCAGUACCGGGAAGCGUACUAUGAAGAGGAACCCGCGAGUCGUAUUAUGGCACCCCCAGCAACACGGCGGAUUGUGGUCGAUGAGCACGGGAACCAUUACUAUGAAACGGUUCCGGCACCGAGGAUGCAGCCGAUGCCUCCCCCCACCAGUCGAUUGCCUCGCAGCGAAGUCUACGACGACGCUCCACAAAUGCGUCAGGCCAGCGUCCGAGCCGCCUCGGUGCUCGAGGACCCCUACGGUGGUCGACGGUACAUGCAAGAGAUGCCUCCACCGCAAGGAGUUUAUCGACGGGUCACCGACUACGCUCGGCCGGCUCCGAGUGAUAGACGAUCCUACGCGCCGCUUGACGAGCGCGAAACUUUCCCUCGCAGCGCCAGCGUCCAGGUCGGGGAUUACGCUGCUCGGCGUCCACCCUACGUGGAAGAGGCCGAGCUUCCCCGUGAACGGGUCGUUCGGAUUCCUAGUGUACGACCACCCACUGCCCGCUACGAGGAACCCCGAGAGAUGCUUCCGCGGGUCGAAAGCGUCCGACCGGGAGGUCGAGAUAUGAGCGUUUAUAUGGAUGAGGAUGCCCGGAGGCCGCGAGAGUACAUCGAGCGACCACUUUACAUCGCAGCGCGACCCCUAGCCCGGGGAGAAGGAUUUUACGAAAGCGGCGAGCCCGAGCGAGUGAUGCUUGAUAGCGGAGUCCAUCGCGUCUCGCAGCGCUAUUGA
Molecule: messenger RNA, 2502 nt
Organism: Aspergillus affinis
Lineage: Eukaryota; Fungi; Ascomycota; Eurotiomycetes; Eurotiales; Aspergillaceae
Exons: 1
Coding region: 1-2502 (833 amino acids)
Source: RefSeq, a predicted model, not a curated record